This is a messenger RNA of Porites lobata, 1005 nucleotides long. NCBI's taxonomy places the organism in Eukaryota, Metazoa, Cnidaria, Anthozoa, Scleractinia, Poritidae. The record is from the annotation of a GenBank genome assembly.
AUGGCAACUGACAACGCAGAGGGGAAGGAAAAACAAAGAGAACAUAUUAUUCAAAAAGCUAAUAUCCUUUCUUUACAAGCUCCCACUCCGUAUGCGUCGCUUGCCAUCCGGCAAGGUGUUUUUUGUACCAUGUGACCAUAUUCUGCAAAGGGCCCUUCCGACGAGUGUCCUCUUGAUAAGAACUUAAGACCAGCUGGUACUGUUCCAUGUAUUAAACUGGAAAUAAAGCACCAUAAACGGCAUACAUCUGAGUUAUAAACGUGUGCAUUUAUUCUUAGAGGUGGCAUAAAUGUCAUCGUGCUCUUUAGCGAAUCAGCGCAUUUUUGGAGACCGAAAGGCAGCUUAUUGGCACGGAGUAUAUUCACGAGAGAAGUCAUUGCACGCCGUGUUCAUUAAAAAGCUUGAGAGCCCCGACUCCCUGAGCAUCAUCUACUCUCAUCGAAUCAAACUCCUGAAGCAUGGAUUCCCCCUUUUUCCCUGCUAAGUUUCUGAGGCCAUGAAACCAGUGGUAGUUUCAUUUAAGGGGCACAAUUUGUCUGAAGCGUAUCAUAUUUUUAUCUGUAUGCACAGGGGAAACAAGUAAACAAUUCAAAAUUGUUGAACCUAACAACUUGCUCAGUCUCAUUAAAAUAGGUAGGUAAGAAAAAAUACACCUGAAUUUCUGAUAAACAGUAACUCUUUGUCUAGUCAUAUCAACAUAUUGACAUCUAUUAAUUUGAAUAUUGCAUGGAUACAUAUAUUUCUUGCACACCUUCUCAGUGACACACUGAGGUACAGCAGUCAUAGGUAACAAUUUUCAAAACUGAAACUAGGUUGCUAAGUCAUAUAGGAUUGUGGAUAGGUGAGGAUGACUAUGAUACCACCAAGGUUUGUGGGAAAGUUCACGCACAACAGAAGUCUUUGCGUCCUGUUACUGGUCAAAAGUUAACUGUGUUUAGGAGAACCACUGCCGAUGAUAAAGCUAUGAGGAACAGCAAUGGAAGCUUUACUACCUGCUCUGCCUAU